AUGGAGGUGUUACGGGAAAGCAGAUAUAUUACGACGGCGGGGCAGAAGGAAAGCUCGGCCGGCGCGGAGGAAGAGGAGGAGAACCCCGCCAAGAUCCAAUUUGGGCGCUGCGAAGAAGAAGAGAACAUGAUGUUUAGCAGGGAUGACGAUACGGUGACGCUAAUGGAGCUGAAUGAUUUCGUUCGUCAACUUCAUAAGAAAAAGUUGAUUGAUGUCCUUAGUUUCUGUGAGACAAAAGCAACGCCAAUAGUAGAAGGUUAUGGAGGCUGGGCUUUUCAUAUGGAGAUUGUACCCAUCCUGGAUUUGGUGAACUCG
This is a messenger RNA of Striga asiatica, 315 nucleotides long. The record is from the annotation of a GenBank genome assembly. NCBI's taxonomy places the organism in Eukaryota, Viridiplantae, Streptophyta, Magnoliopsida, Lamiales, Orobanchaceae.